GAGGGGUGUGGAGAAAAACCAUAGGUAUGCGUGUGUGUGGGGGGGGAAACACGCUGAGUGUGCGUCUCAUCUAAUAGAGCCUCGGAGCGCAUUAUCUUCCCCGUCAUCUCCGUCUGUGCGGUUGGUGCUGCGCCUUGCUGGGGAAACGGCCAGGAGAAGAUGCGUUGAUGCGAGCGGAUAUUCUCAGCAGCCGAGACUAAUUGUCUGUGAUUCAUGUCCCUGUUGAGUGGCUGAAACCUAUUCAUAGCCAGGGAGAAGGAGAGAAAGGGGAGAGUGGGGACGGGAUCCGCGCAGAGAUCCGCUCUCAGCAGUCUUUGGAAAUAUAGGAAGCAGAUCGCAGAGAGGAGGAAAGCGCGCCAGCAGGUCAAAGUUUCUUUCGCGGUACUGUGUGUGUGUGCGUUUGUGUGUAUGGGAUGGGGUGGGGGGUUCCCUUUUCCGUGGACAUCAUUGUGCUUCAGGUUUGACACCGUGAUGGAAUGACACCAGAAAAGAGGAUGAUGGACACUUUGGCACCGGAGUCUUGCUCAGAGAUCCCCCGCGUUUCCAGCAGGCGCGGUGCUGACCGAGCCCUCAGGACGGUGAUCAGUCAUUUGUUUUGAAGUGGCAGGAAAAUCCUCCUCUUGAUUGAAACAAGAGCGAGAGAUGGUGCGCGCAGCGAUUCCUCGGAGACUGACGUGCGUACUCAUCACGUUCCCGUUCAGGAGCGCGUCUUAAAGAGCUUCAUUCUUCGUUCAUGUUCAUUCUGCUGCUCUGAACUUGUUGAGCGGCGUUAAAGAGCAGCGGGACUCCCAGAGAGGCACUCAAAGAAAUUGCCAGAUCGUCACGCAGGACGAGUACCAUGAUUGACAGCCAGGCAAGCUGAGGAGACCCGUCACUCAUCUUCCUAUCAGCGUGUCAGAGGGCUAUCUCCGUCUUGCCUCCCCCCUCUUCCUCUUCCUUCUCUCCUCCACCAUCCUCCUCCCUCCCUCGGUCCUGUCUUAUCUUCUCAAUGGGCUGGUAGCCUCACCAUCCCUCAAAUCAUCCACCGCCCCUCGAAAACCUGAAAGAGACAGAAAUUGUACUGAAAAACACUUGUAAAGCAACCCGUGCUCCACCGAAAGGGAGUUUGGCAUGCCUCCUCACUCUUCUUGAGUGAAGUUUAGUAAGUGGAAGUUGAAGAGCGAUCCCUUGUUUAUACACCCUUCAGAAGGAGAUACGGCUCCUUAACAAGGCGCUGAGAAAGGGCCAGUCAUGCGUUUCCACUUUGCGCUGACGCUGCAGGCACUGUGGACUGGUGUUUGCCAGGCAGCCAUGCAGCACUACCCUGCUGCAGCAUGGGGACAUUACGAUGUGUGCAAGUCCCAGGUUUAUUCAGAUGAAGGCUUAACCUGGGACUACAUGGCCUGCCAACCCGAGGCAGCAGAUAUGACCCAGUACCUAAAGGUGACUCUAGAUCCUCCCAACAUCACUUGUGGAGACCCUCCAGAGACGUACUGUGCCCUGGAAAACCCUUACAUGUGUAACAAUGAAUGUGACGCCACCACUGAAGAGCUCGCCCACCCCCCAGGGCUGAUGUUCGACACUGAGGGCCGCAACCCCACAACCUUCUGGCAGUCCACCUCCUGGAAGAAGUACCCAAAACCCCUACUGGUCAACAUCACUCUAUCUUGGAACAAAACCAUUGAGCUGACUGAAGACAUUGUCCUCACCUUUGAGUCAGGCCGACCCGAACAGAUGGUCUUAGAAAAAUCACUAGAUUAUGGACGAACCUGGCAGCCCUACCAGUUCUACGCCACUGAUUGCUUGGACGCCUUCACCAUGGAGCCCAAGACGGUGCAAGACCUAACUCAGCAUACCCUACUGGACAUUAUCUGCACCGAGGACUACUCACGAGGGUACGUGUGGAAGAACGACAAAACUGUACGCUUUGAGAUCAAGGACCGAUUUGCACUGUUUGCUGGACCCCGGCUCCACAACAUGGCCUCACUUUACGGCCAGCUAGACACGACCAAGAAGCUGAGGGACUUCUUUACCAUUACUGAUCUGAGAAUCCGCCUGCUCCGGCCUGCCACAGGAGCAACGAUGGUGGAUGAGAACAACCUGUCCAGAUACUUCUAUGCCAUUUCUGACAUCAAAGUUCAGGGCAGGUGCAAGUGCAAUCUUCACGCCAACAGCUGCGUGUAUGACAAAGAGAAGUUGAGCUGUGAGUGUGAACACAACACCACUGGGCCCGACUGCGGCCGCUGUAAGAGGAACUACCAGGGGCGAGCGUGGAGUGCUGGCUCAUACCUGCCCAUACCCAAGGGCACCGCAAAUAUCUGUAUUCCUAGUAACAUUGGUCCAGUUAACUGCGAAUGCUUCGGCCACUCCAACCGAUGCAGCUAUAUCGAGCUGCUAAACACCGUCAUUUGCGUGAGCUGUAAGCACAACACUAGGGGCCAGCACUGCCAGCUAUGCAAGCUGGGCUACUACCGCAAUGCCUCAGCAGAACUGGACGAUGAAAAUGUGUGCAUAGAAUGUAAUUGUAAUCCCUAUGGCUCAGUCAAUGAUCGCUGUAAUGGCACAGGAUUUUGUAUAUGUAAGGAGGGCACUACAGGGCCUAAGUGUCAGGAGUGUCUGCCCGGCUAUUUGUGGGACAAUGGCUGCAAAUCCCGGGUGUGUGACAACGAACUCCUGCGCUGCCAAAAUGGUGGGACGUGUAUCAGCAACGUCCGCUGCAGCUGUCCAACGGGCUAUACAGGUUUGCUGUGUGAGAAGCGCCGCUGCGAGUCAGAGCUGGGAGGCUGUGGGGGCCCAGAUUCAGGCCAGGCUCACCUGACACCUCCAUCCACCUCCAGGCUGCUGCUGCUCCUGCUGCUAGGCUCGGUUCUGCUGAGAGGGGUCUCCUGCCGGCCCGCUGUGCUCUAAAGUGACCCAUUACCUGGUGGGAGUCGCACACUUCCCACCUUCUCCACCUUAACCCAAGCUCAUCCCCCUCCCCUUUCAGAUAAUCAACAACCAUUUAAAAAAGAACAACCAUGAGCUUUCUGGACUGUAAUGUUCUGAGCUUCUCCGCCUCCAGACUCAAUGGACACUCGCACUGACAAUAAAGGGAAUGUGCCAGUCAAAUGAGUGCAGAAGCUUUUCAUUUAAUUUCAAAGAAUAUAUAGAAAUAAUUAAAAAGAAAAACUAUACUUCUAAAAAAAAUACAGAUAUUAUUAGAAAUAUGAGUAACUGAGGGUUUGCCUAACAAAAGUAAAAUGAGCAGAGAAUGGUGAGUCCCACCCCGACCCCUACCCUACCUCUCUCCCUCCCCCCAAAAGCCAUACCAGGUACAGUACACGAGCCCCCUUCGAUUUUGAGAGGAGAUAACUAAAGAUGACAGACUCGUUCACUUCUUCUCAUAUUGCCACGGCAACAACAGCUGCGACCAAUCAGCUCUCGCACAAGCCGACGGUGGCCGCCGACCCCUUUGGGAUGCUUCUGUGCGUUGUUAAUGUUGGCUGGACUGAUGCCGAAGAAAAAAAAAAACAACAAAAAAAACAA
This is a messenger RNA of Pundamilia nyererei, 3504 nucleotides long. It is a transcript of the gene ntng1a, whose product is annotated as netrin g1a. Lineage: Eukaryota; Metazoa; Chordata; Actinopteri; Cichliformes; Cichlidae. Bases 1231 to 2886 code for a protein of 551 amino acids. The transcript is spliced from 8 exons. Gene Ontology annotation, biological process: tissue development; animal organ morphogenesis; axonogenesis. The record is from RefSeq and is a predicted model, not a curated record.